Molecule: messenger RNA, 816 nt
Organism: Hemiscyllium ocellatum (epaulette shark)
Lineage: Eukaryota; Metazoa; Chordata; Chondrichthyes; Orectolobiformes; Hemiscylliidae
Product: nuclear receptor subfamily 0 group B member 2-like
Exons: 2
Coding region: 1-816 (271 amino acids)
Biological process (GO): negative regulation of transcription by RNA polymerase II
Cellular component (GO): cytoplasm; nucleus
Molecular function (GO): transcription corepressor activity; transcription factor binding
Source: RefSeq, a predicted model, not a curated record
AUGGCUUGUGUAUCCCAGUCAGUGAGUUUUGAUAAAUGCCACUGUGGGCAGAGAUCACAGAGCAGCAUACUGUACAGCAUUCUCAACAAAGAUCAUCCCAGCGAAUCAAGCUUGUGCCACUAUCGACAUCACCAUCACUCCUCGGCUCCUGGAUGCUCCUGUGAGUUUAGAAGGAAAGUUAUUCUCAAAACGCCAGAACUCACUUGCAGACGGGCCUCAGAGGUGCUUCUAAAGACUUUGAAUUUCAUUAAGAACUUGCCCUCUUUUUGCCAACUACCUGAAGGGGAUCAGGUCCUGCUGGUGCAGAAUUGCUGGGCUCCACUCUUUGUCUUGGGGUUAGCUCAGGAAAGAGUAGACUUUGAGGUGGCUGAGGCUGUGGCACCCAGCUUGCUGAGAAAGAUUCUCUUGAAUCAGAAAGUGAUAGAUGGGCAGAACUCGGAGACAGCCUUGAAUGCCACUUCUCUAGCAGAAGUUCAAAAAGUGAAGAUAUUUCUUAUGAAGCUCUGGAACAUGGAUGUCAGCAACAAAGAAUAUGCAUAUCUCAAAGGCAUUACACUUUUCAAUCCAGAUGUUCCCAGCCUAAGGAUGCCUCAAUAUAUCCUGGCUCUGCAGCAGGAAGCUCAGCACACCCUGAAUGAAUUUAUCACAAUGGUGAACAAUGGAGAUCAGGCCAGGUUUGCUCAAAUUCUACUGAUUCUCUUGACUCUCAGAACGGUCAGCACUACUUCUGUAACGGAACUGUUUUUCAGACCAGUCCUGGGCAAAGUGAAUAUGAAUGAACUACUCUUAGAGAUGCUCUGUGUGAAACUGAAUUGA